Argentina anserina (silverweed cinquefoil) is the source of this 2428-nucleotide messenger RNA. Its product is annotated as probable protein phosphatase 2C 23. Gene Ontology annotation, biological process: protein dephosphorylation. Lineage: Eukaryota; Viridiplantae; Streptophyta; Magnoliopsida; Rosales; Rosaceae. The coding region runs from base 139 to 2184 and encodes 681 amino acids. Gene Ontology annotation, molecular function: protein serine/threonine phosphatase activity. The transcript has 4 exons. The record is from RefSeq and is a predicted model, not a curated record.
CUUUCCCCUUCAUUCCCUCUGUCUGGUUCUCCUUGAAACCUCAUGAACAAGAAUCACAUUCUCCCAUCCAACACUUGCUAAAAACCAAACUGAACCAACAAACCCACUUCUUUGAUUCUCUUCUUUUUUUAUUCUCUAAUGGGAAACGGCGUCGGAAAGAUCGCUCACUGCUGUUCUCUCGCCGGCGAUAUCUCCAGACGCCACGACGUCGAUAUCGUCUCCCCCGACGAGGGCCUCGGUCACUCCUUCUGCUACAUUCGCCCAGAAAUAAUAAUCUCCCCCACGACAUCGUUUGAAGCGUCCUCAGAAGAGUUCAUCCCCAACCCUUCUACGACCACGUUCCGGUCGAUCUCCGGCGCCUCCGUCAGCGCCAACACGUUCACGCCGCUCUCCACUACACUCUAUGAUCUCUGCCCUGACAUCUCUGGUGUUAUCGAUCGUGCUGCCAGGUUCGAGAGUUCCACGUCAUUCGCUUCGAUUCCUCUGCAGCCGGUUCCGAGGAACCCGGGUUUACCGGGUUCUGGUAAUGCUGAAAGAGGCUUCUUGUCGGGUCCGAUAGAGCGGGGGUUCAUGUCUGGUCCGAUUGACCGGUUGGUGUGUUCCGGUCCGAUUGAGAAGCAGUCGGAGAAGUUGGAGAGGAGCCUUUCUUUUGGACUUGAGAAGAAGCAAAAGAGAAGCAGUUUGAUGAGGAUGGUAAGAAGAGCGAUGAGGAUGGUAAGAAGAUCGAAGGCUAUGAAUCGGUGGAACAAGUCUGCAGUGACGCCGAAAGAAACAGAGUCGGAGAAAGUCAGCGAGGAGUUGAAGACGAGUAGUACUAAUUUGAGCGGCCAGGCGAGUUUGGGUGGAAAUGAGAAUGGGAUUGGGGAGUUCUCAAUGGAAAGUAAAAAACUCCAAUGGGCUCAAGGGAAGGCGGGUGAGGAUCGAGUUCAUGUUGUGGUUUCUGAUGAGCAUGGUUGGGUUUUUGUGGGGAUUUAUGAUGGGUUUAAUGGCCCCGAUGCUCCUGAUUAUUUGUUGUCUAAUCUUUACUCUGCUGUACAUGAGGAGCUCAAGGGUUUGCUGUGGAGUGACAUCGAAUCCUCGGAUUUGAAGUCAUCGGAUUCGAAUGUGUGUGCUUUUAGUGAGCUUGGCUCCAUUGAUGGAGUUGAGAAUUGUGCUGUAGAGAAUGAGCUGCCAAGUAGAAAACAGAGCAAGAAUUUGGGGAAUGAAAGUAAUGAGAUGAAUAAUAAGUGGGAGGAGAGUCAGAGGAGAUGGAAGUGUGAAUGGGUUAGAGAAAGGCCAGAGCUUGAUAAGAAAACCAAGGACAAUUUGAAGCUUAAGGUGUGGAAUGGGGUGGCAGCUCCUGUGAACCCCUCAGAUAUUCUCAAGGCUCUUUCGGAGGCGUUAAGAAAGACUGAGGAGGGCUAUUUGGAUGUUGCCGAUAAGAUGGUUACCGAAAAUCCAGAGUUAGCUCUAAUGGGGUCUUGCGUGCUGGUCAUGUUGAUGAAGGGGGAUGAUGUCUACUUGAUGAAUGUUGGGGAUAGUCGUGCGGUUUUAGCUCGGAAAGCCGAUCCCAAGAUCAAGCGAAACUUAAAAAGGAUUAAUGAGGAAGCUUUAUGCGAACGUAGAUCAUCUAAUGCUGAUGAGUUUUACAGUUUAAACAAUUUGACUUCGGUUCAGCUGACAAUGGAUCACAGCACAAAUGUGAAAGAGGAAGUUCAAAGAAUAAGGAAUGAACAUCCAGAUGAUGCGUCUGCAGUGACGAAUAAGAGAGUGAAGGGCUAUUUGAAGGUCACUCGGGCAUUUGGUGCCGGCUUUCUAAAACAGCCAAAAUGGAAUGAUGCACUGCUAGAGAUGUUUAGACUCAAUUACGUUGGGACUGCCCCUUAUAUCACUUGUAUACCAUACCUCUAUCACCACAAACUAAGACCAAGAGACAGACUCUUAAUAUUAUCCUCUGAUGGACUCUAUCAGUACUUCACAAAUGCAGAAGCUGUCUCCGAAGUAGAAUUGUUUAUCUCUUCAUUUCCUGAUGGUGACCCUGCACAACAUCUGAUUGAAGAGGUGUUGUUUAGAGCAGCAAAGAAAGCUGGACUGGCCUUCCACGAACUGCUUGACAUCCCACAAGGGGAGCGCCGUCGCUACCACGAUGACAUUUCCAUUAUUAUCAUCUCACUCGAGGGAAGAAUAUGGCGUUCAUCGCUUUAAAUAAAUACAAAUUCUGCAAAAAGUACAGUCACAUGAAGGGUUUGAUGGCCAGUUUUGACAUUCAUUGUUUCAUUUGUACACUUUUUUCCCCAAUAUCCAUCUAAAAUACUCGCCAUGCUGCAAAUAGCUGCUGAUUAGUAUGUAAGGGUUUGGAGAAGAGAAAGGUGAUGAACAGAGUGUUUUCGUUUGGUCAAAAAUGUAGUAUAAAACGAGUAACCCUUGUGCGAAUGAGAAACUGGAACAA